UCAGGACGACUAUCGUGGUGACCGGAGCUUUCUGGACGCCUUUUCAGAAGGUGGCAGACAUGGCGAUGGGGACUAGAGGAGCCACUAAGGAGAUCGGCUCGGCGCUGACCAGGAUGUGCAUGAGACACCGCAGCAUCGAGUCCAAACUCAAGCUGUUCACCACAGCGCUCUCCGAGGGUUUGGUCUCUCCUCUGGAGCUAAAGAUGGAGGAGUGAAGAAAGUGGGCCAGUCAGCUGGACAAAGACCACGCUAAAGAGUACAAGAAGGCCAGAGCGGACAUCAAGAAGAAGUCGUCAGACACCAUCAAACUGCAGAAGAAGGUGAAGAAAGGUAAAGGGGAGGUGCGCCUGCAGCUGGACAGCGCUCUGCAGGACGUGAACGUUCGUUACGCCGUGCUGGAGGAGAUGGAGAAGAGGGCGGUGUGCAGAGCUCUGAUCGAGGAGCGCUCCAGAUACUGCAGCUUCGUCAGCAUGCUGAAGCCCGUGCUGGACCAUGAGAUCAACAUGCUGGGGGAGGUGACUCACCUGCAGACUAUUCUGGAAGAUCUGAGCAACCUGACAGCUGAACCCAAUAAACUCCCAGCAGCCAGCGAGCAGGUGAUUCUGGACCUGAAAGGCUCAGACUUUAACUACAGCUAUCAGACUCCUCCAGCUUCUCCCAGCAACACCCUGUCCAGGAAGAGCAGCAUCAGCAGUAACUACCAGUCUGGAUCAGUGAGACACGUUCCCUCCUUGGACUCAAUCAGCUGUGAAGUAGAUGGAGUUCACAUCCAGGACUCAAUGGGCUCGACCAAUCAGCUCGCAGCUGGUGGUAGCAUGGGGACAGAGAACGGCCUCCUGGCCCCCCCACAAAACGCCUACACACACCAUGGAGAGAGAGCCAGAGCCAUGUCUGCAUCUGGGAAGUCUUGCUCGGCCCGUGAUCAGCUGUUGACGUUGGGUGCGUUGGGUUCGGACGCCCAGAGGAGCAGCAGGGACUCUCUCCACUGCUCCAGUGGAUACAGCACGCAGACCACCACCCCCUCCUGCUCCGAGGACACCAUACACACACACACUGUAAAGAGAGAGCCUCCUAUCUAUGUUGACUACGAGUCCAUCUCUCUCCACGGAGACCUCCGACUCCUUGCACCACCCUCUCUCUGGGAAAACACCAACCAGUCGGAACAUUCGACAAAAUCCUCCACCAUGCCGAGGAACUCCGACCUCAGCUUCCAGUACAGGAAGUUCGCUCAGUCCAAACGUCCCGCCUCCAACCGUCAGCCUAUUGGCCGAACCGGAGCUGACGAGUCGUUCCGGACGCCAUCAUCAGAAUGCCGCCGCCCUCCCACACCGCCACCAUACCGUCGGAACCAUCGUCAAAACCGGCGUAUCGCAGGGGAACCAUCAGCGGUGGGGAUGCCCAUUCCCAUCUGGCAUCCCACCACGGUUCCCAUUAAGGCAGGAAAACCGGCAGCGAGGAGCUCAUCUUCAACUCCGCCGCAGGAGGGUUGGGUUACAGCAACUGUGCACCUCCACCCAGAGUCUCUGCGCCCUUCCCCCCCUCCUCCCACUCCUCCCACUCCUCCCCCUCAUUACCAACUGGUGCCGGGAAAAUGCCAAUCCCAGUGCCGAUUCCCACCGUACCACCGGGAGGGCAGCAACGCCAAACUGUACCAGCAACAAGUGCAGGAGCAAGGCAACCAGCUGAAUCACUAUCAGCAACUACAGCAGCAGCAACUACCAUACAACAACCAACAACAACAACAACUACAACAGCAACAACAACAAACAGCAGCAACUACAGAUCCAACAGCAGCAGAUCCAGCUACAGGCAGUUUCAACCCCACCAGCCACAGGUACAGGAACAACAAAACCACCAUCAGCAGCUGCAGCAACGCAGUCAGAUUCAGUCGCAGCAACAACAACAACAACAACAAAUCCCACAACAACAGUACAACCAACAACAACAGUUUCAACCGCAGCAACUUCAACAGCAGCAGCAGCAACAACUGCAGAUCCAGCAACAACAACUUCAACAGCAGCAACAACAACAACAACAACAGUUUCAACCACAACAACUUCAACAGCAGCAGCAACAACAACUGCAGAUCCAGCAACAACAACAACAACAACAGCAGAUACAACGGCAGCAGCAGCUCCAGCCUCACCCCGACCUGACCUCUCAGCAGCAGAAGCACCACUCAGUUUCCAGGCGUCCUCUGCCCAGGAUGAGGCCUCCUCUCUGGGCCUCGCUGUCCCCAUCACCCCCUGGAUCCCCCGCCCCCCUCCCC
Molecule: messenger RNA, 2269 nt
Organism: Trematomus bernacchii (emerald rockcod)
Lineage: Eukaryota; Metazoa; Chordata; Actinopteri; Perciformes; Nototheniidae
Product: protein MTSS 1-like
Exons: 12
Coding region: 405-2156 (583 amino acids)
Biological process (GO): cell projection assembly; plasma membrane organization
Cellular component (GO): cytoplasmic side of plasma membrane; actin cytoskeleton
Molecular function (GO): phospholipid binding; actin binding
Source: RefSeq, a predicted model, not a curated record